Molecule: messenger RNA, 3762 nt
Organism: Hippocampus comes (tiger tail seahorse)
Lineage: Eukaryota; Metazoa; Chordata; Actinopteri; Syngnathiformes; Syngnathidae
Gene: clip3
Product: CAP-GLY domain containing linker protein 3
Exons: 16
Coding region: 1205-3061 (618 amino acids)
Biological process (GO): cytoplasmic microtubule organization
Cellular component (GO): nucleus; cell cortex; microtubule plus-end
Molecular function (GO): microtubule plus-end binding
Source: RefSeq, a predicted model, not a curated record
CUCGGAGCUAAAGGACAAAAGCACCCGAUUGGUUGCGCUUGUGAGUGAGGGCAGCGAUAACCUCUCAGCGAGGGCGGGAGGGCCUCUGGUGGGCGUACUCGAGCUGUCCUGGCCAAUCGGAAGCAAGAAUGACAAUGUCCUUCGAUGACGUCACAAUUCUUCCAUAUCGGUUGAGGGCAAAAUCCCCCAAUCCCACCUAAAAUGUGUCUUGUAUAGAUUACACAAACAUAUCUCUUAAAUUUGCAGAGCUAUUUUUUCUAUGCAUUACGGCAAUACAUUGUAUUAUCAAAUGUUAAUUUAUAUGACGGGACCUUUCAUUCCUUUCUUGCUUGACAGUGUGAUUUAAUUAAUGCAUAUGUGUGGAAUAAAAACAGCAGAAACGACCCUCGAUUAUGAUGUCUGCGCGCACGUCAUAAAAUUCGUCUCACCAGUGACUCCUAUUUUUUUAAUUAAUGUCAGCUAGUUUGAAUGAACAGAAAACCUUUGGUCUAAAAACGUCAGAGUAUAUUUCAGACUAGAUGACGAUAGGGGUAGGGGAGGGAGAGAGAGAGAGAGAGAGAUCCAGGAUCAUUGCCAUUCACAACCAUCCUCUUCUUUCUCCUCCUCCUCCUGCUCAACAUCAUCAGUGUUGUUGUGAGAGCGGAUCGUACGUCGACAUUUAGCAGCAAGUGGCUUGUUUUCAGGAGCAAAAUGCAAGCAGGCUGAGCUUGAGGUGUAAACAAGAACUUGAAGCGAUGCCUUGGGAUACGCGUGACCCGACUGAGGUGUUUCGAGAUACGAGCCGUUAUUUCUUUUUUUUUUUUUGCUCCGACUUGCCCGGCCAACUUGAGAUAGCAGCAGAAUGAUUGUCAACAGUGCCGUUUGCCUUUGGAGAUUGCAUUUUAAGGUCGUAUGACCCAGCUUCGGGUCUAAGGAAAGCACCGAGGGCCGCAAGAGCUUUCCUGCUUCCAAAGUGACAGCUCGCUGAUUUCUUGUGCGCAAACACGAUGCACAUUUGCAUUGUGAAGGGAGGGGCUGCCGUUUGGAUUCCACGAGGCUUGCUGUCCAUUUGCUAAGUGCACCGCUGACUUCCAAUGAGGAGCCGUGACGGACGAAGACAAAAGACGUGUUUGUGGAAGCGCUGAGCGAGCAAAGCCUUUCGUCACCCUUGUCACUCAUUAAGCUUUGUGUUCUUUGUACUUACGAUCAACUCUCACCCGCAGCCAUGACGAAAGAGGAGAGCCUGGAGAUGCAGGAGAAGGAAAGGCACGACCGCGACGAGCAGGAGGACGGGAGGGUCCAAAGAGAGGAGGAUGAGGAGCUGACGGAGGAAGAAGAGGAGGACGAGGAGGACGAGGAGGAGGAAGAGGAGAAGGGCGAAGAAAGAGCCCAAGAUGAAGACGAGCGCGCCGGGGAGCAUGAGGACGAGGGGCAGCGGGAGCCGCUGGUAGACGAGUCCUCGGGCAGGGAAGGUGACGGCGCACCCGACGAGAGCGAGCCGCCGUCUGUGUCCGCGCUCCAGAGUCCGGUCCACGAGACCCGACGCCGAGCCAUGGUGCACCCUUCUGCGCAGGCGCCCCUUCCCAAAGACUACGCCUUCACCUUCUUCGACCCCAAUGACCCGGCCUGUCUGGAGAUCCUCACGGACCCCCGGACCACCAUCCCGGAGCUGUUCGCCAUCGUGCGUCAGUGGGUUCCCCAGGUGCAGCACAAGAUCGACGUCAUCGGCAACGAGAUCCUGAAACGCGGUUGCCACGUGAAUGACCGUGAUGGCUUGACGGACAUGACGCUUCUCCACUACAGCUGCAAGGCGGGCGCGCACGGCGUUGGCGACCCGGCGGCGGCGCUGCGGCUGACCAGCCAGCUGAUGUCGCUGGGCGCCGACGUGAGUUUGAGGAGCCGUUGGACCAACAUGAACGCUCUGCACUACGCCGCCUACUUUGACGUUCCGGAACUGGUCCGGGUCCUGCUGAAGGCUGCCAAACCCAGAGUUCUGAACUCCACGUGCAGUGACUUCCACUACGGGACGGCUCUGCACAUCGCCGCCUCCAACCUGUGUUUGGGUGCAGUCAAGUGUCUUCUGGAGCACGGUGCCAACCCCACCGUCCGGAAUGAGAACGGCCACGUCCCCGGUGAGGUGGUCCCCGACCCCAUGGACAUGAGCCUGGACAAGGCCGAGGCGGCCAUGGUGGCCAAAGAGCUGAAGCGGCUGCUCCUGGACGCCGUUCCGCUGAGCUGCAACCUUCCCAGAGCCACGCUGCCCAACUACGACAACAUUCCCGGGAACCUGAUGCUGUCCUCGCUGGGCAUGAAGCUGGGGGAGCGCGUGGUGCUGGACGACAUGAAGACUGGGACACUGAGGUUCUGCGGCACCACAGAGUUCGCCAGUGGGCAAUGGGUCGGCGUGGAGCUGGACGAGCCGGAGGGAAAGAACGACGGCAGUGUCGGCGGCGUUCGCUACUUCAUCUGCCCCCCCAAACUCGGGAUCUUUGCUCCGGUGUCAAAGAUCUCCAAGUCUGCGGAACAGAACCUUUCCUCCGUCACCUCCACGCCUCGGACCCCCCGCAUGGACCUGGCCUCGCGCCUCGCCGGGAAGACCAAGAAAGAGAAAGAGAAGAAGGAGAAAGCCCUGAAAAAGAAAUCGUCAGUCGUUAGUCUGGACCCAGAAGGACUGAACGCUGAGGUCGGGGAUCAGGUCUUGGUGGCCGGGCAGAAGCAUGGCGUUGUGCGCUUCUUUGGAAAAACAGACUUUGCGCCAGGUUUAUGGUUCGGUGUGGAGCUGGACCAGCCCACCGGCAAACACGACGGCUCCGUGUUCGGGGUGCGCUACUUUAGCUGCCUCCCCAAAUACGGCGUGUUUGCCCCACCCUCCCGGGUCCAGAGGAUCGGCGGACCCAAGGAGGGCUCCCGGAACGAGCAGAACUCCGCGGUGAAGAAAGUCCACCAAGUCACCAUGUCUCAGCCCAAGCGAAACUUCAACACGGUUCGUUCUGCCAAAGAUCUGACCUCCGAGAGCUCCAUAUCGAGGUUGCUGUUCUGCUGUUGGUUCCCGUGGAUGCUGCGAGCUGAGAUGCAGUCCUAACCGCGUCCCGCGUCCCUUCUCCUCCUCCAGCAAACCUUCUAGCUACCCAUCACUGUCGUUGUCCAACCUGGUGAAAGCCUUUUGUCCCUCGCUCUCAGCUCACGUUUCUUCUCGAGUGUUUCCUCGCACUCUCGCGUUCUUCUCGCUUAGCCGUUGGAAAUCUGUAGUGCCUUGUUGAAAUGUUGAGCAGAUGUUCCGCGUUCCCGCUAAAGAAACCCUCGCCGCCGUCGCCCACAAACUCCUCUCUCGUGGUUAGCACCCCGCCUUUCUAGCUCGGCUAACGUUAGCUCCGACCGCCACGUGUUUUGAUUUUGCUCUGCGGCGCGUGUGCUCUGAGCUACAAAAGCGCCCGCAAAGUGGUUUGCUUUCAGACAACAACUCUUUGUGUUCAUCUUUUGUUGCUUGUUUCCUUUUUUCCAUCUCGCGGAGCCGGCGCGUUGAUCGAGAGUUGAAAGCUUCAUCGCAGAGACGUCUUUCGCAAUGUGAAAAGGGGGCGGGGGAUAUUUAAAAAUCCGUUGAUCCUUUUUGUCUGCUGCGUGCUCAGAGAACAUCAAGUUUUGUUAGGCCUUCGGCGAGCAGCUCCAUCCCGUUCAUCCACCGGAUCACGAGUUGAUCGCGAAACCUGUUGGAAUUGACUAGAUCGUAGACCUCGUUGAAAUCAAGUCGAAGGCCAUCCCAAGUUUUGACCGAAACCGCUCAGC